This is a messenger RNA of Salarias fasciatus (jewelled blenny), 2961 nucleotides long. It is a transcript of the gene atad5b, whose product is annotated as ATPase family AAA domain containing 5b. The record is from RefSeq and is a predicted model, not a curated record. Gene Ontology annotation, molecular function: ATP binding; DNA binding; ATP hydrolysis activity. The coding region runs from base 99 to 2873 and encodes 924 amino acids. Gene Ontology annotation, cellular component: nucleus. Lineage: Eukaryota; Metazoa; Chordata; Actinopteri; Blenniiformes; Blenniidae. The transcript has 14 exons.
GAGAGUGAAGCGCCAAACCCGAAAUGCCUCCAGGUUUUCUUAGUUUACCGUCUCAACUCAAACUGGGUGAAGACGUCAAACAAAUGUAGCGUUAAAACAUGAAUCCUCCAAGCAGCGAGGUGAUCGUUUUAUCAGAGACCAGCUCGGACGGUGAAGCUUCAGCAGCAGCAGCGGCGGCGGCGGUACGGGACAGGCAGAGGAGGAAAUGCUCAAGCAUCGCUCCAAUCUUCCUCCGCAGGUCACUGCACGGCCGCAUGAAACCAAGCCGUGAGGUGAAGGAGGCUGAUAAUCCAGCAGCCCCUCCUCCCCGGAGUCCAGACUGUGCAGAUGUUUGCCUGCACAGCUGGCUGUCAGAAACCCGGACGGCCAGCGCAGCGUCUCCAGGCUCCGGGCAGAGGAGAGGAAGCGACAGGCUGCAGCGCGAAGACAUCUCUCAGCAGCACGUCAGAGAGAAGAGGAAACGGUUGAGCGAAGUCUCUCCGAGGGUCCCGAAGCGUCAGAGUCUGGCUGAUGGUUCGGGUCACCGUCACCUGUCAGCGGAGGACGUCCGCAGCAGCGCCGUCCCUCCUGUGAGGCAGCAGCAGCAGCCCCGGAGCGGCAGGCUGAGUCGCUCUCGCAGGCUGAAGGUGCAAAGCCAGAUCUCAGCAGGCCUCGUGUCCAACUGUGAUCCGGAGUCUGCUCAGACAAAUCACACCGAGCCCGACAGGCAGACUCCCCAAACCUCUGACAGCUUUCAACAAGUGUUCUGUAUUGAGGAUAGACUCUGGACAGAGAAAUUCAGCCCUCAGCAUUCCAGAGAUAUCGUUGGUAAUUCUGCCCCACUGACUAAAUUACACAGUUGGCUAAAAAGGUGGAAGCUUCGAACUAAUCCAGACAAAAGGAGAAAAACUGAGAGAAAGAAGGAAGAAAAGAGCCUCGACUCCUGGGACUGUGGAGACUUCCAGGGCGAGGCUGGGUCAGAGGUCGACCAAGAGGAACCUCUGUGGAACGCCGUGCUGAUCACCGGACCCCCCGGCGUGGGGAAGACCGCCUCGGUGUACGCCUGCGCUCAGGAGUUUGGCUUCAAGGUGUUCGAGGUGAACUGCUCCUCGCAGCGCAGUGGCCGCCGCGUUCUGUCUCAGCUGAAGGAGGCGACCCAGUCCCACCUGGUGGAGGCUUCAGGGAAAGAUCUUCUGAAACCGGCUUACGUCAACACAGGCGGCGGUCCUCAAUCCGAGCCUUUACCUGGAAAAACUGCUCAAACUGUCCCCUCUGUCUCCAGACAGAGGGCCACACGGAGCUGGAGAUGCUCUGCUGGCAAAGUCAGAGCCAAACCAGCCACGGCCACCUUGGCGCAUUACUUUAAGACGAAGGCCAAAGCAAACGGCGACCGCCCUGGUGGCCUGCCGCCGCCUGAAGAAGCAGACCGCAGGACACCGGACAACUCGUCACUCGGCCCGGAUCAGACAUCGCCACAGAAGAAACAGGCGGCCACGUCGCUGAUCCUGUUUGAAGAGGUCGACGUCGUAUUUGAUGAUGACGUUGGAUUCUUUGCCGCCAUCAAGGCUUUCAUGACGACCACCAAAAGACCCGUUGUCCUGACCACAAAUGAUCCCUCGUUCAGCAGGAGGUUCGGCUGUCGCCUGGAGGAAAUCAUUUACAAACCGCCAUCUGCAGCGAGCGCCUGCCGCUACCUGCAGCUGGUGUGUCUGGCCGAGAAGCUGCGGGUGGACGUGGAGGACGUCGGCUGCCUCCUCAGACUCUGCAGUGGAGACGUGAGACGCUGCCUGCUGCAGCUGCAGCUCUGGCUGCAGGGCGGGAGAGCAGGGACAGCUCAGAGCGGCGGCGGAUCAGAGUCGCAGCUUCAUUCAGGCUGCUCUGCUUCUAUGUUGGGUCUCCAAUCGGCAACCCCGCAGUUCCUACUGAAACAUCUGAAGUGUCCAUCCUGGCCUGAAACGGAGCUAGAGGAGCUGCUGACACUCCUCGCUGAGAGCUGGAGGAGAGGCCUGCCUCUUCUGUACACCAACCUGGAGCUUUUGCUUGACACUGUGAUGCUUUGCGGGCUGCAGAUGGAGCCGUCACUCCCUCUUGAUGAUGUGAAAAUCCAACAGAGGAAACAGAAGACCAGUCCGAACGUGUCGGUCCAGCGUGUAAAGAAUAUCUCAAAGCUGAGCCGAAGGAAAAACAUUUCAGCGUUUGACGCCUCGUCGUCACCCAACCCGACCCACGAACCCCCAAGAGCAUCAGCAAGAUUCAACACCGAGCAGAGAGCAGCUCAGACUGUAGCCGAGUGUGUGGACGCCCUGGCUGACUUCUUCGACCUGAUGUCCUGCCUGAAUUCCUCGCUGCCAGCGGUGGGGAGGCUCUCUGCGUCUGAGACGUUCGUCUGGACCGGAUCCGAGCUAAAGGACGGUUUGCUGGACGAGCCGAGCGAGGAGCACGGCGGCAGCUGGAGCCGGGAGACGCUGCUGCCGGAUAUCCAGGCUGCUGUGGAAGGUCUGGGAUGCCGCAGGUGCUGGAGGAGAGUGUGUGCGGCGAGAACCGAAGCCCAGAGCUACAGACAGCAGCUGGAUGACCAGAGGUGGAAGACGUUGAUGGAGAGACUGGCGGUUAAAAGCUCUUCUGGAAAAACCAACCUCAGCUUUAGUGUUCAGCCCCUCUGUGCAGCCAGAAGGUUGGAGCUGAGCAGGACGGUUCUCAGCAGUAAAUACUUCAGCCUGCAGGGGAACAGAGAAGCGGUCGGCGUCGACUACAUGCCGCUCCUGCGCUUCAUCUGCCGCUCUCACGCAGCAGGAAAACACACCGAGGAGCCGGAGGGGUGUUUCAACUAUCUGAGCAGGAAGCGUCUGGGAAUCUCAAAGUCAACCGUGCGGCUCCUGGCAGAAGAGUUCUGAUCCCCCACCUCCCCAUACCAUCUGUUUUUAUUAUGACUCUCAUGAAUUCCAGGCACUGAGAUGAAUCAUGUUUUAUUUACAUUUAAGU